Messenger RNA from Epinephelus moara (kelp grouper), 1891 nucleotides. RefSeq names its product thiamin pyrophosphokinase 1 (gene tpk1). The record is from RefSeq and is a predicted model, not a curated record. The transcript is spliced from 9 exons. Gene Ontology annotation, molecular function: thiamine diphosphokinase activity; ATP binding; thiamine binding. Gene Ontology annotation, biological process: thiamine metabolic process; thiamine diphosphate biosynthetic process. Lineage: Eukaryota; Metazoa; Chordata; Actinopteri; Perciformes; Serranidae. Bases 256 to 1014 code for a protein of 252 amino acids.
AAAGGAAAGCAGUGACAGGUGUAAAAUGUGAAGUCGGGUGAUUAGCAGUGAAACAAAGAGUCUGUGUGUGUGUUGUUUAUGUCACAAUAGUGCGGUUUUACUGGUGAAAAAGCGGAAGUAGGCAGCGUGCCUCACUCCACAGUGUCUCCAUACAUCCUCACACAGCAGCGUUUAAGCAGUUAACGUGUUGUGAGUGAACAGUCGCCGUUCCAGGUGAGUCGGCUGAUUGAAGACGGGCUCCUGUGGAUCCUGGCCAUGGAUGAAGAGUUGACGCCUUUGGACUGCCUGCUGCCCUCAGGCACGCAGAGGAUCUGUCUGAUCAUUCUGAACCAGCCUCUGGACAAGGACUACCUACGUAUCCUCUGGAGUAAAGCUCUCCUGAGGGCUUGUGCUGAUGGAGCUGCCAAUCACCUUUAUAACAUCACUGCUGGAGUUAGAGACAGCUUUCUCCCCGACUAUAUCAGUGGGGAUUUUGAUUCCAUUACUGCCGAGGUCAAAGCGUUCUAUGCAGACAAGGGUUGCAAGCUAAUAGAAACAGCUGACCAGGAUCUAACAGACUUCACCAAGUGCCUUGCAAUUAUGCUGGAGGAGAUUCAGAGACGAAAGUUACAGGUGGAUGCCAUAGUGACACUGGGAGGUCUGGCUGGCAGAUUUGACCAGACAAUGGCAUCAGUUGAGACCCUCUUCCACGCUUUGACCAUGACACCACUCCCCCUGUUGAUCAUACAGGAGACCAGCCUGGCAUACCUGCUCCGUCCCGGCAGCCACAGACUGGAGGUGAACACAGGCCUGGAGGGUGAUUGGUGCAGUCUCAUUCCAGUAGGUGGACCCUGCCAAACAAUCACGACUGGACUAAAAUGGAACCUGAAUAACCAGGUCCUGCAGUUUGGGAAGCUGGUGAGCACCUCCAACACCUACGAACCUGUUGCCCCUGGAAACCCCAGGAAGCCUGUAACCGUGACAACGGACCAGCCUCUACUCUGGAGCAUGGGCAUCAGAAAGGAUGGGGAGUGACAUGUCAGAGAUUCUUCUUCUCAGGCAGUAUUUGAAUAAUCAGAGCAUGAGUAUACUUUUCUACAGCUGAGCUAUGGCAAAGUCACUAGUUUUAUGUUUUAUACAGCGUGAUGUAAAAGAAGGAAAAUGCAGACAGCAUGAUUACACAUGGCCAAAAAUCUCACUGAAGUGUGGUGUGAUACAUAAUGAACGAGACACGGUCAGCUCUGUUGGAAUAUAUACGAAAAUUCCAAAUUAACCAAAAGAGCUGAUCUCGUUUUUUUUUUUGUUGUACCAUCUUUGUCAAGGCCAUUUACUGCAUUCUUUCAACACGCGUCGGAUUUUAUGCAACACUUGAAUUCACUUUUUCACUGUGCAGGGUUAAAUUCAAAGUUUAUAUGAAUAUGCACCAUAUACAACCAAAAUCCAAGCCUUAUUCCUUCAUUUAAACACACUGAAAGGACAGCAGCUCACAGAAUUUAAGAGAGCAAUCACUAUACCUAAAGUACAUCCUCCUAAAAAAAAAGUGUGCACGCAUCUGCUUUGUAUCACAGCCGAGAAUAUGUGCCUUUGAUAUCAGUGCUCACAUUCCACUUUCUGCUGAACAGCUACCAUAUUAAUAUAAUACAUGUUAAGUACUAUGGAAAGUUGCAAAUUCUACGUGCCUUUUGAUGACAGCAGUACUGUGUUUCUGAAAGUCAGAAAAGUUGUAUACAUUACAAACUGUAGUUGCAGCACGGCUACCUGAAUAGACAGGAGAAAUCAGUCUGUGGGUUUCCAUUUGUUUUAUUUACACAUUGAAAUAUAAAUGUCGUGCACAGAAUGUAAAAAUGUCAUCCUUCAGCCCCCAAUCACACCAAUCCAAUAUUGCUGCCGUGUCCUGUCCCCGGGUAUUGAA